Polypterus senegalus (gray bichir) is the source of this 612-nucleotide messenger RNA. Its product is annotated as cornifelin homolog. The transcript has 4 exons. Bases 90 to 518 code for a protein of 142 amino acids. The record is from RefSeq and is a predicted model, not a curated record. Lineage: Eukaryota; Metazoa; Chordata; Cladistia; Polypteriformes; Polypteridae.
AAAAGCAUCCCGGCCGGCUCAGUGCGGUAACUUAGGAGCAGGCGUCGAGAAGCGCAGCAUCUUCUGACAGUGAUCAUCCAUCUUCAACCAUGGCUGUUCAGCCCGUUGUCACCUUUCAGCCCGGAACAGCAUUAGCUGUGGUCAACCAAAAACCAAACAAAUGGAACUCGGGACUCUUUGACUGCUGCGAAGACAUGGGCAUCUGUUGCUGUGCCUUCUGGUGUUAUCCCUGCUUCAUGUGCAAGACAGUCAGCGAAUAUGGGGAAUGUCUGUGCCUCCCACUUCUUGAUUAUUCGGGUAUCCAUCCAAUUUCCCUCGCUAUGCGCAGUUCCAUGAGGGAACGAUUCUAUAUACAGGGCUCCAUUUGUGGUGACUGCUGUGUCGUGGUCUGCUGUAACUCCUGUUCCUGGUGCCAAAUGGCCCGUGAGUUAAAACACCAGAAGAGGCCCCUCAUCAUCACUGCACAAAGUGUGCCCCCCCCGAUGGCUCCCGGGUUGUAUCCCAGCGUGCCACAUUAGCAGAUGUUGAGGAGUCGGAACUUUCAGAAGAGGCAUUAAGAUGAAAUGAACAGAAUGAAUUCUCUGUUAAAAUUAAAUAAAUAUCUUGGUCAAU